Molecule: messenger RNA, 7169 nt
Organism: Anarrhichthys ocellatus (wolf-eel)
Lineage: Eukaryota; Metazoa; Chordata; Actinopteri; Perciformes; Anarhichadidae
Gene: st7l
Product: suppression of tumorigenicity 7 like
Exons: 15
Coding region: 5-1627 (540 amino acids)
Molecular function (GO): protein binding
Source: RefSeq, a predicted model, not a curated record
AAACAUGGAGGACACCGCUGGCAGUAAUCCCCAAUCUCUCGGAUUUACAGAGAAAUUAAAGUCUUGGCUCUCUUGGUCAUGGACCUACGUGUGCUUCAUUUGGUUCGGCAUGGUGCUGAUCAUGAUAUACGUCCUGUGGAGCCCGCUGAAACUGCAGGAAUCUCUUACCUCAGCCUCAGUGUUUUUGAAUACACUGACCCCCAAAUUCUAUGUGGCUCUCACUGGAACCUCUUCUCUCAUCUCUGGACUCAUCCUUAUAUUUGAGUGGUGGUAUUUUCGUAAAUAUGGGACCUCGUUCAUUGAACAAGUGUCAGUGAGCCACCUGCGUCCUCUUCUGGGUGGAGUGGAGAGCAGCUCCUCUACUGGUCUGUUUGCAUCAGUCAAUGGAGAGGCAGAGCCUAGGCCCAGUGUUUCAGAGUGUAAGGUCUGGAGGAACCCUUUGAAUCUGUUCAGAGGAGCGGAAUACAACAGGUACACCUGGGUAACAGGGAAGGAACCCUUAACAUACUACGAUAUGAACCUGUCUGCUCAAGACCACCAGACCUUCUUCACAGGAGACACUCCGCAGAUAAGACCAGAAGAUGCUGUGAUGCAGAAAGCCUGGAGGGAGAGAAAUCCUCAAGCCAGGAUCAGAGCAGCUUACCAGGCCAUAGAAAUGAACCAAGAGUGUGCUGCAGCGUAUGUGCUUUUAGCAGAGGAAGAAGCAACAACCAUCACAGAAGCUGAGCGCCUCUUCAAAAAAGCACUAAGUAUCGCUGGAAAAGACAUCAACUUACUGGUGUACAUAAAACGCAGACUGGCAAUGUGUGCACGCAAGCUGGGUCGGAUUAAAGAAGCGGUGAAAAUGAUGAGAGAUUUAAUGAAGGAGUUCCCACUUUUGGGAAUGUUAAAUAUACAUGAAAAUCUCUUGGAGGCCCUUCUAGAGCUUCAGGCAUAUGCCGAUGUCCAAGCAGUCCUCGCCAAAUAUGACGACAUCAGCUUGCCAAAAUCAGCCACUAUAUGCUACACAUCUGCACUGUUGAAAGCACGGGCUGUAUCAGAUAAGUUCUCUCCAGAGGCCGCGUCACGGCGAGGGCUGAGCACAGCAGAGAUGAAUGCUGUGGAGGCCAUACACAGAGCUGUUGAGUUCAAUCCACACGUGCCAAAGUACUUAUUAGAGAUGAAGAGCCUGAUCCUCCCUCCAGAGCACAUCUUGAAGAGGGGUGACAGCGAGGCAGUGGCAUAUGCUUUCUUCCACCUGCAGCACUGGAAGAGGGCAGAGGGAGCCUUAAACCUACUACACUGCACCUGGGAGGGCACCUUCCGGAUAAUUCCCUACCCUCUGGAGAAGGGUCACCUGUUUUACCCUUACCCAGGAUGCACAGAAACAGCAGACAGGGAACUGCUGCCCUCGUUCCACGAGGUGUCCGUGUACCCAAAGAAAGAGCUUCCCUUCUUCAUCCUCUUCACAGCAGGCCUUUGCUCCUUCACUGCCAUGCUGGCCAUGCUCACACAUCAGUUCCCUGAGCUCAUGGGUGUCUUUGCCAAAGCAUUCUUCAGCACACUCUUUGCACCGCUGGGUUUCUUCGCAGACAAGAUGGAAAGCUUCAUGCCGUCCAGUUUUUGGCACCAGCUGACUCGAAUCUGACCCCAUCUCACAUACACACACACACACACACACACACACACACACCAAUACCACCACCACCCCAAACCCUCAGACAAAAAGUGUUUGCUCUCCUGUCUUCAGCAUUACUGUCCACUUGCUGCAUUGUUACUGAUUAUGUUGGCUGAGGUUGUAUCAACAUGGCGAAGCCACUCUUAGGAUGCCCUCCCACACUGUUCCAGCGGCCACAGUUUUUCCAAGAACGCAUUUAGUGAACACCAUCUGCAAUGAUUCCAGUCGUUCGUGUGUCUUCACGUUAGCCCUCUGCAACAUUGUGGUUUUGGAGUUUCCCACAAAGCCUUGUUCCAGAUUUUUGGUGCAAAAAUGAAGUAAUGAGUUAGAGGCACUGCCCUGUUCCAUCACAAUAAUAAAUAAAUCGCACACAACAAAAAAAACAAGAAGCUAAAACGGCAUGUUUUUAAUACCAACUACUGUCAAGUCAGAUGAGUUGGUUUUAACCAGUGUGUUACUGACAACAGUAUGUACCUUUUAAGGAUGUCCCUUGUAGAAUAUGUUUACCAAUAUGAUCCUGUUCCUCUCUUUUACCUGCUCAAUUAUUUGUCUAUUUUACAAAAGAUCCCACUGGAUAUUUGGGAUGGGACCCGAUGUGUCCCACAUCAACCCUCCGUGCACCACAGACAUCCAGCGGGGCAGAUUUAAACGUCUGUAAGGCCUCCUAAAAACAGAGCUGUGAUUUACAGCCUCGAAGUGCCUGCAGUGUAUACAACGCCUCUGCAGCUCAGCAGUUGUUACCACGGGAUGACACCUCGGCACCAUAUCACUGGGGCAACUGUCGCCCCAGCAACAUUGAAAUGUAAAUGGGAUCGUCACCGGUCACAGUUCCGCACACUCGUUCCCGCUGAUUGCACGACAAGAUGUCAUGAGUCAGUGCGAUAGUCCACUUCUCAAACGCCAAACAAAACAAGUGAAAGCAGCACACGUUGCAGUGGAAUCAGCUGAGGCGACGUGAGGCUUGCUGUAAUACUGGAGGUAACAGUAUUUCUAAAAUGCAUCAACAUUUGCCGACGGGUGGAAAUGUGAACAGGCAUGCACAGACAAAUUCUACAAAGUAAGUUAUUAUUUUACCUUUUUAUGUCCAAAUAUCACUUGCUCUGCCUCUGACUGCGUCUGUUCAUUUUGCCAGUAAUUGUACAUGAGUUGAUUCUUCUGUAUCUGGUUUAGUUCCGACUUUAUGAAUUUACUCAUCUCUGUAUUAUCAAUUAAGAUGCCAGCGUCACCUUGUUGUAAAGUAUAAUGUAACAACCUGUCAGAAAGAAACAAAAAAAAGCCUCUAAAUGUGUUAAAUAAUCCUGUAAUUGAAAAAAAAGAAAACAAUUGUUGCACCACUUGGUUCAUGAAUGAUACAAAACAUCCCAAAUAGUUUAUUACAUUAACAGGUCUUUUACAUUUUGAACUACUUAAAGCGGACACAUUUACUUUAUUUUGUAAAGUGAUGUUACUUGAUAGUUAUUACAUUAUCGUUACAUUAUUACUACAACAAUAUAGAGCCCAUGCCCUGGGAUGUACGUGACAUCCUACUUACAAAUCUUUACUCUACACGUUAUAAAACGUGUGACAAUAAAGUGCCUUUUAGUACGUCACAAUAGUUAAACCAUCUUGACAAUGGUUUAGCUAUUGUGUAAUUUGGCAUUAACUGAACCUACGAUAUUGAUGUCAAGUCGAGUGGCAACUCUGUUAAAUUUUGAUGGAUUCAAUUUGAUAAAUAGAUGCCUUCAAAUGUAAUGUGUAACAGAAUUGUUGAUUAGCGUUGCUAGAUACAGCAGUCAAGUAACGAUGGCAAACGUACUUGUGUAAAAGUAGAAAAGGGCACGCUGGCGAUGAUUUAUAUGGUGAUACAGUAUGUUGCAAAGUUGGAUUAUGAUUUUAAUAACCCUUAUCCGCUCCAAACUACACAGAUUCUGUUUUACAUCUCACUGGUCUGUAAUAUUCAAUUUGUGGCACUUGAAAUGUGACAUUUUAAAGUGUACAACCGAAAUACGAAAGUUCAUGCUGAAGACAGGAGAAUGUUUGAACAAAUUGUAACUACCCUUCGAUGAGUUUGAAAGCAAAACUCACAAUAAAUUUCUGUUUCAGUGCAAUUUAUUUCCUUCUGUUUUGGUUGUUGACGUCGUCUGGUUUACUGUUUAGAAAUGCAGAAUGGGUAUUCUCUAAAUGAAUGUGUAGAUGCUGAUUACUUCAAUUUCAGACAAGAAAAACAUUUGAUAAACAGAUAAUCUCCAAAGCAACAUAUUUUCAACAUGAAGUGAAAGAUAUUUAAACUCUUUACUUUUUUAAUGUUAGAUGGAUUCUCCUUCAUAUUUUGAAAUCACGUGUGUAUUGAUGGGGAGUCGGUAUGUCUUGUUCAAGGACAAACUCCUCGCUCUGCCACCCUGCUGCUGCUGCUGCUCCUGGACUAUAUAAAGCCAAGAGCCAUCAUUAUGAUUACACCACUCCACCACCAUCAGCAGAUGCUUUUAUGUGGCAAGUUCUCAGCGAGCCACUGGUGCCAUAAUCAUACUCCAAACACUCGUGCUCAAGUGGCGAGCAAUGCAGUAAUGAAAAUCGCUGUUGAGGAUUGUUGACGGGUGCUCAAGUGUCUCGCUCUCAGUGCCGGAGCACGAUUUUCUCGGCUGCAUGUCGAAACACGAGUUGUUCACUAACCUCCAGAGUGCAUCAAAGUCAGGGUAACAAGAGAGAAAACAGAAGAUAUAGGGUAAACAUGUCAACAACAAAUAUGUAAUGAAGACAGAGUAGACGUUUCAUUUGAUCUUCUCAUGCCCUGUAUCAUAAGGUAGGAGAUGUUUGAGACAUUUAUGGCCAUAGUCAGAAGGGUUAAUAAGAAAAAUUAAAAUGUUGAUUCGGACCAUAUAAUUGUGUGGAAAAGCCACGCAGGGGUUAAUUAUGUCCCAUGGAGACACACAGACACUUUAAAUCUCCAGUGGGAACUGUCCUGACAGUUGACCCACUAAAUGAAAGUUUUGUGCACUACUGCCCAGCUGCCAGCCCAGUAAGCUCACCAGCACGAUGAAUUCAUGAACUCUUGUGUCCCUGGACCUUUGCCCAGUGUGUCUGAAGGUGACAUAAAGUUUGAGUUGGACUGAAAUCUCCUGAAGAAUCUGCCUCAAGUUAAACAAAAAUGAAAUGAGGUUUCAUCGACUUAUGAGUUAUGACAACAUGAGGUAUUUCAUAUUGGGUUUAGUCUUUUUAUAUUUCCUGAUGACCACCCAGUGAGUUAAUAAUGAGCUAACAGGCAACAUUAGACUACAAUGAGUCACGGAGACUGCUGCCUUCUUCUCUUUCUCCCAAACUGUCCAUCACAUCUGACUCAAUAAAUCCUAAAGAGAAGCGUGUACAUAUCCAACACUCGGCAGUUUUUUUUUUUGUUUUUUUUUAACCUAUAUUGUUGUUGGGUAUUUGAUUACAUGUUAUUUUGGUAUUAUUUUAAUUGACUGAUUUUAUUUACCUCACUACAGGCCUUAACUAUUACAUAAAGUGUAUUGUGAUUAUUAUACAGUCAGGAGACAUAUUCGACCUGCUGGAAAACAAAUCAAACGCACCCUCGUGUGAUGGGGCGGUCUAUUUGACCUGUCAGUCAGUGCCCUGCCCGCUGCUUUAAUCUACUAGCCUGCUGCUAACAUUGCUUGUUUGCAAACAACACUUCUGAAUCCACUCGUUACUAACAAUGUAGCGUUUCAUUACGAAGCUUUAACGCCACCUGCUCGCGGUCAAGUCCUCCUUAGUGGAGUAGCGAGCGAGACAGAAUCCCCCGACCUUCCUGCUGGCUGUCAGAACCCAACAACUCCUCUUAUCAGCGAUUCACCAGCUGUGAGCCGGAAGCACGUCACAGUUCACAGAGACUGCUUCACUUCGCCAAGGUAAAUGCUGGUUUUGCUCACGAGCUCAUUUUCAGCGGAUGUCUUGGCUCUGCUCUGACAUUUCUCUGCUUGGCAAUGUGAAUGACCUUUGACCCUGCAGAUUUGCUAAUGAGCAGUGCUGUUUCUCUGCUGCUCCUGCUGCUGCUUUGUGUUUAUUGUUUUGUACAGUCAAUCAUGCUGCUUUUAUUCUGUUGUGAAAAUUCUCAUGCUUGAAUAUUGUGAGUAUUAAUGAGAGCGGUAAAGAGGUUUGGUGGCAUGUUUCGCCCCUCUGCUUCUGUUGUUUUGGCCAUUAUUUUUUCUAUUUACUCCUUGCAUGGUCCAUAGUGGAGCCUGAUGUUGUUUAUUGGCUUUAGGGAGGUAAGCAUACCUGUUUCCUUGCUACACUAAACAGCCGUAACGUUUUAUCCGUGUACUGUUUUCUGUUGCUUAUGAAAUUUCACUAAGAGGACAUUGUCUGCCUACGCCAUUUUUUUUCUUUUCUUAAUCUGCAGGUGUGUUGAUGGUGGAUUGACUUUAGUUCACAAAAUAGAAUAUUCCAUAAUGGUAUGUGGUGCUAAGCAGGAAAGUGGCCACAAUGCAGAUGGUGUUUUUUGCGGCCUGUAUGAAAUGGAUUUCACAUAAUGGCUGGUGUCAGGCUCUGUGUCUAAUGUGGCUCUCAGGGGACAGUAGUCAUCGCCACUCCCCAGUCUCUUCUGUGCUGAUCUUGACUUGGUGUAUGGUUGUAGGGAGUGCAUAUAUCACUUCUGCACAUAAUCUGUAUCCACAAGAUAAAUCCGCUGAAUGAAUUUAGGGAUUAUGCAUUUUGGUCAUUAAAACAUGUGCGUCAAUAGCCGAGUGCCCUAUGCUUGAGAAAGACGCUGAACCCCAAUAUGCUCUUUUAUUGUACGUCACUGGGGACAUAAGCGUCAGCUUGAGGCCUUUACAUGUAAUUAACUGGAGUAUUGCUGUAGUAACAUAAUUCACAUUGUGUUGCCUUUAGUUUGUGGGAAUCUUUUCCUUUGUCAAACCUAUAGAAACGUACUGUACGAGAGAUUUAUAGCUGGAUUCUCCCAGUAACAAAUGAGUAUGAUGUCACUUGGCAAGGACAGUAAAUAUACACUAAAGCAGCUAUAGUCAAGUCCAAUUGCAUGUCCACAUAAAGCCUUUUAAUUACUGCUGAUAGGGUCAUGAGGGGAACCCUCUCUUCCAAGAAAAACAAUGAAACUUCUGGGACAGAUUUUCAACACUAAAUAGUCUAGAGAGCAAUAAUUUCACAAUGUAUACAUAUCAACAUAUUUCCCAUAUUGCUGUACAUCAUAGAUAUUCAUCAUAUGAUUAGAAGGAGUACAGUGUUUUGGACCGGUCAGACAAGUUCAAGGAGAAUAUUAAACAUGUUUAGUUUGAGACUGACACCACGCUGAAUUGUUCUCGACUCAUUACAGUUUGUAAGCAUGGAUUACAACAUUCCUCUCCUCUGGCUUUUCUGAAUGUGAAACAUCCGUGUGGACCACACUGUUAGUCUUUCCCUCGGGCCAAUUUUAGCUCCGAAAUGUUGUCAAAUUGAGAUGCCCAUUUGAUAUCACUAUGAUGACAGAGAAUGCCUGCGAUGCCACUCCUGUUAUUUUUACAGAGUUCAACUGGAUCACACGUUGUGGGAGACAAAGCGGCGC